This is a messenger RNA of Colletotrichum chrysophilum, 1461 nucleotides long. RefSeq lists its product as uncharacterized. The record is from RefSeq and is a predicted model, not a curated record. NCBI's taxonomy places the organism in Eukaryota, Fungi, Ascomycota, Sordariomycetes, Glomerellales, Glomerellaceae. The coding region runs from base 1 to 1461 and encodes 486 amino acids. The transcript is spliced from 2 exons. Gene Ontology annotation, molecular function: transmembrane transporter activity. Gene Ontology annotation, biological process: transmembrane transport.
AUGGCUGAAGAACCGACCAAGACUCCGGUCUCGGAGGUCCGGGACCACGCUCCGGCGUCUGAGCCGGUAAAGCGUGUCUGGUACCACUCAACGCUGUUCAACGCCUUCGUUAUUGGUGGUGUCGGUUUCAUGGCCCCCGGCCUCUGGAACGCGAUGAAUGCUCUCGGCGCAGGCGGCGCUCAGGAACCAUUCCUCGUCAAUGCCGCCAACGCCCUGGUGUUCGGCCUCAUGGGCUUCCUCUGCCUCUUCGGUGGUCCCAUCGCCAACCGCAUCGGCCUUGCCCGCACUCUCCUUCUCGGCGCCGUGGGAUACCCUCUUUACUCCGCCGGUCUGUACUGCAACAACCGUUUCGGUAACGUCUGGUUCGUGCUUGUCGGUGCCGCGGCAUGCGGUGUCAGUGCCGGACUUUUUUGGGCCAGUGAAGGUGCAGUAGCCUUGGGCUACCCGGAACCGGCGAAGAGAGGCAAAUACAUGAAUAUCUGGCUUUGGUUUCGCACAGGGGGGCCUCUGGUAGGCGGUGCCAUCGUGUUGGCGCUCAAUAAUGACGCUGGUGCGAAGAAGAAGGGCAAGGUUGGAUACGAGACUUACCUCGUCUUCAUCGCGCUGCAGUGCCUGAGUGUACCCCUGGCCCUGGCCCUCUCGCCGCCUGAAAAGGUGCAGCGUACCGACGGGAGCAAGGUCAUCAUCAAGGCGGAAAAGUCCUUCUCGGCCGAGUUCAGGGAGCUGUUCCGCAUCUCGAAGAGGAAGGAUGUGCUGCUGCUGCUACCGAUAUUCUGGGCGGCGUACUUUAACCAGUACAGCGGCAACUUCCAGUCAUACUACUUUGGUGUCAGAGCAAGAGCGCUCAUCGGCUUUGUGAGCAACUUCGGCACGCUCUUGUCCAGCCAGCUUAUCAGCACUCUGCUAGACUACAAGGGCUUCAGCGUCAAGAAGAGGAUCAACAUUGGAUUCUACUACGUCGUCGUCUGGCACAUCAUCGCAUGGGUGUACGGAUGGGUUAUCCAGGAGAAGUACACUGCCAACCCGCCGGCAUACGACUGGGAGGACAAGGGGUUCACCGAGGGCUUCUUCGUUUUGCUGCUGUGGGACUUUGCGAGACAGGCGUUGCAGAACUGGCUAUACUACCUGCUGGCGACCAAGACGGACAACAUCUCUGAGCUUGCUAGAUUCUCUGGUGUACUGAGAGGACAGGAGAGUUUUGCGCAGGCUGUGGCGUUUGGGUUGAACACGAGGAAGUGGCAUGGAGGUCGGGUGCCGCUGGCCAUCAACACGAUCCUUCUGGGUCUUGCUGUGUAUCCUACGUGGCUCGUCGUCCGCGACCACGUGCCCAUCGAGACGGACAAGCUUGCCACCGUUGAGGAGGGUUCUCAGGGAGAGUUGGCCGAGACGAGGUUGUCUGCGGAUGAGAGGAAGGAGUUUGCUAUUGGACAGACUGGUCUUGGACGAGACGCCAAGAUCUGA